AUGAAAGAAACAACAUCACAUGGUAUUUCUGAAACAGAUCGCUUAUCACUGAACAUUUGUCAUGCCUGCAUAAGUUAUUUAAAUUCAUGGCAAAGUUUUAAAAAUCGAUGCGAUGCAGCACAGAGAAAACAGAAAAUUUGGCUUUCAACGGGUGAUGGAAAAGCUUCCAGUGGGCAGUCGUUACUUAAAACACAACUUAAUGGUCAUGGUAAUCAUUUAAAACCAGCUCUUGAAAAUGCACAACAGAAAUUUCAAGAGAAACAAGCUGAAUUACAACGAGAAAAGUUACAACAAUUGGUACAGCAACAACAAGAGAAGCAUCAAGUCGAUACAAGUUUUAUAAAAUCUGAACCAGCAUCUGAUGAUGAUGACGAUGAAGAGAAUGUCAUGGAAUUAGAUCCAUCACAAUUUUUAGCUCAAGGUAGUAGUGAUGAAGAAGAAGAAUCAGUUAAUGAAGAUAGUCGAGCAGGAAGUUUAUUGAAUGGAAAUGGACCACCAAUAUUAACAUCGCUUGGACUUACACAUGUCAACAGCAUUCCAUCAAAUCCUUUUGCAUCUUAUUUGAACUCCGAUGAUUCAGCAAGUGAGGAUAAAGCAAGCGAAGUGUCCAGUAAUGGAAGUCGACAGACACAAGUUCCAGCUAGCUGUAGUGUUUGUAAUUUACAAUUUUCGAACCGUGCCAAUGCUCGACGUCAUGAGAAAAACAUUCACAUGCUUUCACCAAAGCCUAUCGGACCAUCAGCAACAGCAUCAUCAAACCAGCAAUCAAAAGUAAAAGCUGAAGCUCAACAUUCAACAAUGAGUCAACCAUUGUCAUCAAAUAUUUCUCUGACAAAGAGAGCAAGAGUACAAACACCAAUUCAUAUCGACUACACGAAACCUGAGAGAUAUCGUCAUCUUUUGACACCAUCAAAGUUGCAUUUCAUUCUCAGUAAUUUAAACUUUUUAGAGCAAGCUCAGAACAUGAAAUGCAAAUGCUGCAAUAAACAAUUUCCAAGUUAUAAAUUCUUCAUGGGACACAUGAGAAAGAAGUAUCAUGGAUUGCCACGAAAUGUUUGCUUUAAAUGUUUGAAACAAUUUGACAGCAAAGGACAAUUUAUUGGUCAUUUGAAACGUCCAGGUGGAACAUGCCCGAAUCUUUAUAGGCUCGUCAUGGCUGACGACCAAAUUCCUAAAAAUUUACUUCCAACUGAUACAAAUUUAAGAACACCAGCAAAAGAUGUUCUCGCUAAUCGCGUUUACGCAUGUGCGAUUUGUGACGAUACAUUCAGACUUAAGUCAGAUUUUCGUGAACAUGUUUAUCGUACACAUUUGGAAGUAACAAAGAAUCGCGAAACACCAAAUGCCAGUUGUAUAAAUUGCAAUGAAUCAUUUACAGACUCAUCAGUAAGACGACGACAUUUCAAUAAUCUCGAUUGUAUCGUUUAUAUUGUUUGCAACACAUGUGGUGAACAAUUUCCAUCGCAAGCUGUUUAUCUCGAACAUGUUUAUCAGACACAUUUACAAGCGCAAGAGAACGGUGAUGGUGGUGAAGAAAUUUUAUUUGAAGAGCCACCUGAAAUGGAUCUGAGUGGUAGUGGUGGUGAUAUUGUAAUAUCGAAUAAAAGUACACAAAGUUGUCCCGUUUGUGAUAAGCAAUACAAUAAUUAUUACAAUGUUUUACGUCACAUGGAAGCGAAACAUCCUGAUCAAGUACCUCAAGUUUAUCAAUGUCCCGAAUGUCCUGAUGAGAAGUUCAGUAAGCAAACAUAUUUGAGAGAGCAUUUGGCAAAAGUACACAAUAAAGUUGACGUGUCAUCACGACAACUUAUGCAACAUCAAAUAACGCCAGCAUUUGUAUGUAAAAUACCAAAUUGUGGAAAAGAAUUUCGUAAAAUUCCUGAAUGGCUUGAACAUCAAGUAUCACAACAUAAUGAUCAACAAUUGCGUUGCAUGUUUUGUGAUCACAUCGGUGAUAGUCGUGAAGAAUUCGAGAAGCAUGUUGAAAGUCAUAUGAACCAAACACAAGGUGAAUCCGACGAUGAGAAUCCAACACCAACAAAGACAGAUCCUGAACAAACAAAAUCUUAUAAAUGUCGUCAUUGUAAUAAAAGAAUCGCAACAAAAACAGGCUUACAAAAGCACAUGAUUAAAGUUCAUAAUGUCGGUGGUGAGCUCGUUAAAUGUACGCUUUGUCCGGCUGAUUUUGCAAACGAUAAAGGCUUGAAAGUUCAUUUGUGGCGUUGUCAUGAAAUACGUGAAGCUGAUUAUGAGAAAAUAUUACCACCAGAUCUUCUCGAUCCUUACAUGCAACAACAAAGAAAGAUUAAACAAGAAGAAGAACAAAAAUCAAUUCUCAUUGCAAAUCAAAUUGGAAGUACAAAAGUUUUUGAAUGUUUACUUUGUCAUAUUGUUUAUACGUCACGUGAUGAGUUAGCUGAACAUCAGAAGACAAUUCAUGCAAUGGAUGAUGUUGAUGUGAUGGAAACUGAUGAUACAUAUAACGCAAUAAUGCAAGAGAAUUCGUCAGCAACGCCGAUCGCUCAUGUGACGGGGGAUGAUGACUCGCAAAUGAAUGCUGCGGCUGAUGCACAAGAAUAUUGGUUUCAAUGUCGUUUCUGUCAACGAUCUUUUAAUUCGAGUAAGAAGCUUACAAUUCAUAUGAAUAGUCAUCAAGAUGGAGCAUCGAAUGGACCUGACAAACAUGGCGAAUAUCCGUGUAAAGAGUGCAACAUGGUUUAUAAGUCAAAGAAGUCGCUUUGGGUUCAUCGACAUAAGAAACAUCCGCGAAUUCCUGAACCGUCUCAUUGUAUUGCCUGCGAGAAGACUUUCUUUGAUAAAGCUGAAUUUGUUCUUCACAAACAACAAGUUCAUCCUGGAAGUGUCGAUAAUCAUUUGGAAGGAGAAGCGGAUGAUGGCGAAUCAUUCCUCACUGAUGGCCAUUGGUUGUUAGAUUCAUCAACAUCUGAUUCACCAACACAAAUGAAACCACCAGGAAGAGACAUCAAUAUGAUAACAACAAACUCAGGAACAAAGAAACGUAACCGUCCAGCACCGUCUGAAACGCCUGAUGGUGAAUUUGCUUGUGAUAUGUGCCCGAAAGCAUUUUCUAAUGCCAAUGCCCUCCAAGUUCAUCGUGGCUGGCAUUUCCGUUCACCUGAUGGUCGUAAAGUUACAGACCCAUCACAAAUGUGGAUGCCAAAUCAAACGCCACCAAGUAAAGUACGACGAAAUGUUGCACCAGUUCAGCUGCCAUCAGUCGCAACUCCAAUUUGUCAACAUUGUAAUACAAAAUUUGCCAGUCAUAAUAAUCUUCGUCGUCAUAUUAUUGAAGUUCAUAAAAAGAGUCAAAGUGGAAGCACCUUACAUGAUGGAACAACGAAUGAUGAUGUAAAAGUUGAUCGUGUUGGUGAAUGCACGAAAUGUAAUGUGACAUUCUCAACAUUAGCCGAGUGGGUUGAUCAUAAAAUUAAUGAUGCUAAAAAUAAAAGAUCAUCCUUUGUACCUUCAAGUGGUGGAUCAUCAGGUGGUGGUUAUGAAUGGAAUUGCGAAAUUUGUACAAAAAUUUUCACAAGAAAAGAACGAUUAAUGCAACAUAUGCUAAGUCAUUUAAAUGAUCGUGAAAUGAAUCCUGAUGUUCUUGCAAUUCAUAAACAACAAUUACAACAACAAGAAGGAAUAGAAAAAGAAGAAGAUGAUGAGUCAAAAAAGAAGACUUCAAAGAAUGGCGUACGAGAUUCAGAAGAUGAAGCUGAUUCAUCAGGUGAAGAUGAAACUGAAAAUUCCGAUGAUGAAGAUGAAGAAGAAGACGAUGACAAUAGUAAACCAAAAACUUUCAGUUGUGAACUUUGUCAUUUUAAUUUCGAAAAUUCACAAGAGCUUCGUUCACAUGUCGCUGAACAUUUUCUGAAUGGUGGUGGAACACAAACGACGGUGAAGAAAGAAGAAAAAGUUGAAGAAAGUGACACAGAACUUGAUAUUGAUGAAUAUGUGGAGCAAGAAUUAAAUGAAGUUGAACUUGAAGAAGCUCAAGUUGAUUAUCAACAAGCAACGACAUCGCUAGAUGAAGAUGAAAGUUCAAGUGAUGACGAUGAUUCUUCGUCAUCUGCUGAUAAAAUAGAAGAAACUCCAAAGAAUUCGCCUCAUCCACCUCUUCCUAAAAUUCAAGUCCAAGUUCAUCGUUGUCGUGUAUGUAAUGCCGCAUUCCUCGAUACAGCUCGAUCAGUUGAGUGCAUGAUGAAUCAUCAAAAACCAACCAGUUAUAAAUGUAGCGAAUGUCAAUUGUUCUUCAAUGGUUCGAAGCAGCUUCAAGAUCAUGAGAAGCUUUGCCAUUCAUAAAAUUAAAUAGAUUUUUCUAGAAAAAAAUUAAAUUAUAGUCUCUAAAGAAUUUGAAGUCUGCAUUGAAUAAAUUUUAAAUUAAGAAAAAAAAGCUUGUAAAUCAUUGUUUUUAUUUCAGAAUAAUUUACGAGAUGACUUCAAUAACUUUUAACUUCUUUAUUUUUUUGUUUUUAAUAAAAAUCUUAUGUUUAAUGCGGACACAUAAAGCUCGUCGGAAUGGCGAGCUUGCUUACAUUCUAAGGUCUUAUUUUAAAUGAAAAAUAUACAAAAAAAUCAAAUCAAACAAUAUCUGUAGAGUUUUCUUAAUUAAAUAUUGCUAUUGUAAAAUUCAAUUCCUUUUAUUUUGUUCACAAAUUAUUCAAUUUUUCUGUUGUUGCAAGAACGAGAGUUUAGAAUGAUAGAUCGAUUUCCAAUACGAUUCUAAACUCUGUCAAGAUGUCUUUUUUUGUACACUAUUUAAAGAAAAGAUUAGGAGAGAAAAAAAUUUUUGAAUCAGAGUUGAAAGCUUACUUACGUCGGUUUACGUUACGUAAAAAUUACGUAAAUAACGUAGUGUAUCCAAUAUUUAAAUUUUCUGUCACAUUACGCUUAAUGGGUAACAAAUUUCUUAAAAAAAUCUUAAUAUUUGUAUCCUUUUAUAAUCAUACGAAGAUACUUUUGAAAAAAUCUUCAUAUAGCACUUGAGUAAUCGCUAAGCUUAGCUUAGGGCAAGUAGCGGAUCUGUGUAAUCUGAUGAAGUUGUGUAUUUUGGCCCAAGCUUCUUUUUAUAUUUCUUUACGACUUUCGUCUUUGAAAGCUUUGAUUUAAAUUUGCUUAAUUUCAUCAAUUUUUUCUCAUUUUCUCCUUGAUCAACAUCUGUCAAAUCGGAGCUUUCGUUUUCCUUUUCCUUCUCUUUCUCAAGAUCAAGCAAUUGCAAUUGUUCGAAAAUAUUCUUUGGGCUUGGAUGUGAUGGAUGGGAUUGGGAGGAAUUUUUAUUAGCAUAAACAACGAUGAAAUGAGAGAAGGCUGGGUCACUUCCCCCAUUUAUUUCAGCGAAAUCUUUAAAGUUUUUAAAUGGAUCUUGUGGGUAGUAUGCCUCCUUUUUCGAAGAAGUAAGUUGUUGAGCGUUUGGUCUUCCAUGUCCAUUUAAGAAGCUUGCAUAGAAAUCGUUAUCGCCUUUUAAUCUAAACGAUCUUUCACCUUCCGGGAAGAAUGUUCCACCUCGAACAACAGAAAAAUCUCCUGAACCGAGAAUCGAUUGAUCAAAAUUAGAAGCGCGACCAGCACUGUAACGACCAGCAAUUGAAGCUGCUGAGUUUUGUGUUUGAUAAUUUCGAACUGGUGAUGAACCUGCUGGUGAAUUACGGAAAAAUAAUGGAAAGAAAUUUUGUUCAGCUGGAGCUGGAUUUUGUGCAUCGAAAGAUGAAUGAGAAGCUUCGCCAUGUUGAGUUUGAUCGCUUCGAUCGAUUGAAGCAUAACUGUUGGGGGUCUGAAUUUGUCUGAACCCAUUGUUUGACUCCCGAAUUAGUGGUGAUGAUGAAUAUUGACGAACUACUCUUGACUCAGACCUUACAACACUAUACUGUGGUUUAGGAAGCUCGUCAGGCUCCAUCCACAUGUCAGAGUCGGGAUGAUCAUCGGUAGCUCUCUCACCGUGUGGUAAUCCAAAAAUUCCACUGAACACCAAAGCUGUUACAUAAAUUAUUAAAAUUCUCUUCAUGCUUAUAUUACAACACGCACUUAAUGCUUAUUCACAAAUUAUUUUUUUUUUUAAUUUUGUUAUGCCGUCAAUUCUUAAUGCAUUUUUUUAUAUCAUUGCAUUUUUGUCCACGAUUUCAAUUUUCAAUUACAAUCAGAAAAAGCUUCGCGGGUGUUUCAAAUGG
Clunio marinus is the source of this 6179-nucleotide messenger RNA. Lineage: Eukaryota; Metazoa; Arthropoda; Insecta; Diptera; Chironomidae. The record is from the annotation of a GenBank genome assembly.